AUGUUCUACAAAACGUCUUCUCAGCUUUCACUCACAUUCUUCUUGGCGACAUCGGUCCAAUAUCACCGGACAGAUCCCUUUCAAGGCGUACAAGCAUAA
This is a messenger RNA of Podospora bellae-mahoneyi, 99 nucleotides long. RefSeq lists its product as uncharacterized. The record is from RefSeq and is a predicted model, not a curated record. Bases 1 to 99 code for a protein of 32 amino acids. Lineage: Eukaryota; Fungi; Ascomycota; Sordariomycetes; Sordariales; Podosporaceae. The transcript has a single exon.